Python bivittatus (Burmese python) is the source of this 1082-nucleotide messenger RNA. It is a transcript of the gene CRIP1, whose product is annotated as cysteine rich protein 1. Gene Ontology annotation, molecular function: zinc ion binding. The record is from RefSeq and is a predicted model, not a curated record. NCBI's taxonomy places the organism in Eukaryota, Metazoa, Chordata, Lepidosauria, Squamata, Pythonidae. Gene Ontology annotation, biological process: regulation of gene expression; intrinsic apoptotic signaling pathway in response to DNA damage.
AUGUAUCUACAGCUGUAUAAAAUAUAUGUGUUGUCUAAUUUCUACAUUUUCUUACAAAUUUUUGGGGCUCAUGAUGGACAGCCAUAUUGCCACAAACCAUGCUAUGGGAUCCUGUUUGGACCAAAGGGAGUGAACACAGGUGCAGUUGGAAGCUACAUCUAUGAUAAAGAAUCUGAAGCAAAAGACCAACCCACCGAAGGCAGCAGCGACCCGAACGCUGCCGCUCCAAGGGCGCGGUCCUGCCUUCCCGCUCUACUGCCCACGCGGGCGUGGCCGGAGGUGGUAAGGCGAGAUCUUUUCUGCGGGGAGCCUCCAGUAACGGAGCUCACUUGCUUCCUCGUUGCACCGCUGACUGAUUGCGCCCUCGACGACGCCAUGCCCAAGUGCCCUCGUUGUCAGAAGGAGGUCUAUUUCGCUGAAAAAGUCACUUCCCUGGGGAAAGAUUGGCAUCGACCAUGCUUGAAGUGUGAAAAAUGCAACAAGACCUUAAGUGCAGGUGGCCAUGCAGAGCAUGAUGGGAAACCUUAUUGCAACCAUCCCUGCUAUGCUGCACUGUUUGGACCUAAAGGGUUUGGCCGUGGAGGUGCUGAAAGCCACACUUUCAAAUAAAGCUUAGGACUGGAAGGAUGAACUUUGCUGAAUCCAGGCAGGAGUUCAUAAGGAGUACAACCACAAUGUGUUUUUCCCCCUUAGAAUUGAACAUAAUAAAGACUUCAAAAAGAGAGAGAGAGAGAGAGAGAUGAUAAAUGAAUGGGAGUUUCCUGUUCACAUCAGUUGAGAAAUAUAAUCAUGUAGAAACUGGAAAUAAUGGCACUGGCAGAAUCUUAGGAAAGCAUGCAUCAAAAAAAAUCUAAGCCUGCUUUUAGAUCUUUCCUUUUAUUCUGGUUUUUCUAAUUUACAAUUACAGGUUUAAAUCAAAAGAAGCUUGCAGAGUAUCAGUGAAUCAGGAAAUGAACGUUAAAAUGUGGUUAAUAUUUGCUGAUAUUUUUUAAGAAUCACUAUUUCAGAGGCUAUCCAACACUGCCUUCAGAAUUGUCUUUAGUGAAUUCAUGUGAAAUGAACACUUAUUGCACCCAGUGAAA